Messenger RNA from Pomacea canaliculata, 3671 nucleotides. RefSeq names its product ankyrin repeat and SOCS box protein 13-like. Gene Ontology annotation, cellular component: cytoplasm; nucleus. NCBI's taxonomy places the organism in Eukaryota, Metazoa, Mollusca, Gastropoda, Architaenioglossa, Ampullariidae. Bases 144 to 1229 code for a protein of 361 amino acids. The record is from RefSeq and is a predicted model, not a curated record. Gene Ontology annotation, molecular function: protein binding. The transcript is spliced from 3 exons. Gene Ontology annotation, biological process: intracellular signal transduction.
UUCCCUUUUUGAGACGUUCGUCUCAUUCUUUCGGUCAACGUCUCUAAAGUUUAUUUCGUCAUAACAUUUGAAAUUUAAUGCGUUGAGCAAAGGAAUUUGGUAACAUUUCAUUUAACGGUUCGGUUAUUGAUACAAAUAUAAAUAUGGCAUCGAUGUCUGCUGAAACGCAACAGGAAUCGAGGGAAGAUGUUCCUGGUCUCCCACCUCUACCACCUCUACCACCUCCGAUGGUUGGCCUGUGUCUGUCUCCACGUCAGUCCUCAGUUCAUACAAGCACACGGCAGACCUGCCAGAAGGAGAUGCAGUUUUUGCUGAAGGGAGCUGCAGUUGAUGGCCAGGAUGGCUGUGGUGUGACCCCAUUGCAUCAAGCUUCCUUUUUAGGAGAUUUCAGAUCAGUUGAAGUCUUGCUGGCAGCAGGAGCGUCAAUCAGAAAAGGGGAUUCUGUAGGAAGGACUGCUUUUCAUCGAGCAGUGGAAGGCAACCAUUUUGAACUUGCUGAUUUUCUUUUGUCCCAAGGGGCUGACAUCAAUGCUGUGGACAAUCUAGGCUGGACAGCUUUGUAUCAGUGCAUUGUAUUUUGUCAGCGGUAUAAUGUCAAGUACUUGCUGACCAGAGGAGCCUCACCUAAUGGUCAGGACUACAAAGGAGAAUCUCCCCUGGUUAUUGCUUGUGAUCCUCUGCGUCAUGGCAACAUCUACACAGUCCUGUCAUCAGCCAUGGACUUCUACAAGCGAGUGAAAAAAAUACCUACUCCAGCAUUGCAGAGUCUUUUGCUUGGUGAAAGAGAGUGCAGCAACUGUGAGCUAAAGAUUGUGCAUCAGCUGAUCAGGGCAGGUGCAGAUGUCAGCCAGGCACCAGUGAGAUUGUUGUGGCAGUCCCCACACUGCUCCCAGUCCCGAUACAGCAUGAUUCGUUACCUGGUGCUUUGUGGCUCCAGAAUACAAGCAGAUGACCUUGACAACAAGCUGUUCCCAAAUCAGACUGAGAAGUUUCGAAAGUGGCUUCAGGAACAAUUUGUACAUCAGAUUAGCCUGCAGAGGCUGUGCCGCACUGCUGUUCGGGGUUCUCUUAGAAAAAGAGGAAGGGAUAUUCAAGAAUCAGUGAAUCUUUUGCCUGUGCCACAAAAGAUGAAACAGUUUUUGAAUGUGUCAGAAUUUUGGACAUACAUGUCAAAGAAUCAGAUAGCUGAUAGACGUUGUAGCGUAUGCUCCCAAAACUGCUUGGAGUAGAUUCUUCCACAUUCUGGAAAUUUUACAUUCUGUCAUCCUUUAACUUUGAGGUCUAAAUGCUUUGAGAGAGAGUGUGGUCUGUGUAGAUGUGGACAUGUACACAUGCUCAUACAAAUGUAUGUUGGUAUACAAUAAGUAAUACAAAUGAAUUCUGCUGCAACAUUAAUUUAUAGCAUGGUUCCUGCAGAAGUCAGGUAGCAAAGCAUACAAUCUUGCUAAGUUAAAAUUUAAACAGCAAUGUAAUUUAUAUUUUAAAGUAAUCCUUGAUUUAUCCCUUUUAUUUGAGCAUUUUCUUGUGUGGAGAGAAGUGCACAGGAGGAACUUGUGACAGUUUGCUUUGAAAAAAUGAGUCUGAUUUGGUUGAUAAAAGUAAAAAUAUCACCGCUUAAUGUUGUAGUAGUCUUUGCUAUUGGAGACAUCCUUAUGCCAAAACAUUGAAUUCAGUCAUUCAUUGUGGAGAUAUGCAGUCAAGAUGAUAGAGAUGUACUCUUUGAAGCAAGAAGUUAAACAUAUGCGGUUUAUUUUAAUGUUGACAGAUUUAAAUAAAAUAAAAAUCAGCGGACUUAGUGUCAAGAGCACCGACAUUUCCAAAACUAAUUUAAGUUGGUUGGUUUAUUGAGUAGGAAAGUGCUUCCACCUUACAGCGAUUUUGCACUAUGGUGGGAGAGGGAGGGGGGAGGAAACUCCCAACGCCUAGCCCUACAAACAUAAUCUAAGUGUGAAUCAUUCCUAGCCUCAUUCAAGGGAAGGUGUGAUAACUGCAGGUGUUAAAGAAAAAUGAAACUGAAACUGGAAUCAGAAAUUAAUCUUUUGCAUAUGUAUGGCUUACUCUGAUGGAAUGUUAUAUUUUACUGUUAUACUUGUUAGUUUGUAAAGGGUAUUACUAUGAUGAAGUAAUUUAUUUCCACUGAUUUAAUGAUGAUAAAACAGUUAAAAUCAUUAUCUGUUUUGUACAUAUUUUUGUGUCUUUUAAUUUUCUUGUUGUUUAAUUGCAUGUGAUAAAUAGAGCCAAUGUGUGAUCAUUGAACCAUCAAAAAUGAAGCCAGUUGAAACAAAUUUGCCAUUUGUGAUAUUAGUUUCUGACCAGUUUUUAAUUUAUUAAUAUUAAUUUAAUGAGGAGAGAGCAGUUGCAAUAGCUGCCAGAGUUGGUGUGCUAUGUAUGUGAGAGUGGAUGGUGGUUUUAACGGGCGUUAAUAACACUGCAACAUUGGUGAUACCUAUAGUACUGGGACCUCCUUUUAGAUGAGCCAAAUUAUCGUAUGCAAGUAUUUUACACGACUUGUAUGCUAUUACAUUCUUUCAUUGUUUUUUGGUUUUCACGUCAAGGCUUUUCGGGAAAGAGUGGAGGUGGGGAUGGUGCUCGUGAACGGUGUGGCGAGAUUUUAAGUGACUGGCUUGUGAACAUUACCUAACGCUCCCCUGUAUGGUUAUGUUAACAUGGGGUGGUAAAAGUAUCGUAAUAUCUGUCACCCAUGCCCCCAGCUCCCUGGGGCUACUGUUUCGUGUUUAAUAGAAAGCGUAGGAACAUUGUAACAAGCAUCGUGGUAUAGUAUCAGGACAUUAUAAGUCAUUUUGCAGAGGGAUAUGCAACGUUUUCCAAGUCUUAUCAUUGUUAAGGGCAGCAAUAACAAAAUAUAAAAAGCGUAUGUAUUGCAAAUGUGUUGACAAACAAGUCUAGAGUUAGCAUGUUAUAAUGACCCAAAUGUUUUCUCCAAAGCCAUUGGUUUCCUGGGACCAUCGCGUUUCAAAUGUUCUGCAGCAGUCGUCCUUUGAAAACAACCAUCACUCUCUCUCUAAAGUAGCAGCAAUAAUAAGAACAGUUUUUUUUCAAGACCAACAGAUGGAAUUAAUGAAAAGUAUGCGUGAGAAUGAAAAUCUAACAAAAAGGACCGGAUAAAUACAAAGAAACGUCACUGUCAGACAGUAUACAGUAAGUGAAAGAGUGUUUGUGUGUGUGUGCGCGCGCGCGUGCAGUUGUUUGAAUCAAAGAGAGAGAGAGGAAUGGACAGACACAGAGAACAGUUUCAGAUUGCAUCACGCACAAACUUUCUCAUUGUGUUAGUAGGAUCACAAAAUAUACAGAUGACCUUAGUCCCUGGGUCAUACGGCUGGUUAUCAAACAUGGACAGUUGUGGUGUGUUCUUUAUUUCAAUAUUUGUUUGGUUCUCGCCAACACGUGAAGCCAUGAGCUCAACUGAUGCUGUCAAAAACACGUGUCAAAGUUUGAAUGGUUUCGCUUUAAUGCAGAAGGAUUUUUGUUCUUUGUGUCCUCGUAUCACAUAUUAAGUAAAAAGAAAAUAAAGGCACACAAUAGCCUACUAAACACAAAUGUAGCUACAUAAUUUUGAAACAUUUUUAACAGAAUCCAUGUUUCUAAGACGGGAUCAACUGGAAUUAAGAAAGAUAUCAUUUUCUUUCACUAUUGAAGUGUUUUCGAAAUCA